This is a messenger RNA of Pararge aegeria (speckled wood butterfly), 684 nucleotides long. RefSeq names its product translation initiation factor IF-2-like. The transcript is spliced from 5 exons. The coding region runs from base 1 to 684 and encodes 227 amino acids. The record is from RefSeq and is a predicted model, not a curated record. Lineage: Eukaryota; Metazoa; Arthropoda; Insecta; Lepidoptera; Nymphalidae.
AUGUCUUCAAGGCUUCUGACUUUGUUCGUGGGCAUCUUUGUAGCAUGUGCAGCAGAUAUACAGCCUGCUAAGAGAAGCGCGGGAGGCUGGGAUGUAUCCGGGCUAAUACCCGGCCUAGUGCAAGUUACCGGUGUUAAUGCUGCUCCAGGAUGGUCGUCCGAUACAAGUUCCGAUGUAGCUGGCGCUAUAGCUGCAGCGAAAGCAGCGGCAUCUGCUGUGAUGGCCGCUCAAAAACAAGUAGCUGCUGUUAGGCACGCUGCACUAGAGCAGCAAAGCGCUGCGAGUGCUAAGGAGGCCGAGGCUGCUAUUGCUGCCCACAAAAGUGAAGAAGCAUCAAGAACUGCUCGAGCGCAUGCCCUCGAAGCUGCCCAAGCAGCAGUGAACGCUCAAGCUCAAUUAGCUGCAGCCAAAGCACGUGCUGCCGCUGCUCAGAAGAUUGCUGCCGCUCGGGAAGCUGCUGCAGCUAGAGCAAUCCAACGCGCAGCUCAAAAUCAAGCUGCAAAGUUGCAAAGUGCUGACCUAGAAGCACUGAAGUUGUCAGUAAUCCAAAGCUCGGGAGCCGCUGGUGCAGCCGGUGCAGCACAGCACGCAGCCACAGCCGCCGCUGCAGCUUUACGUCCAGCUGGAUGGACACCAUCUUGGAAGGCUACCUGGAAUCCUUCUGCAGCCUGGGCUUGGCCUUAA